ACCUUUGUUGAAUGAAUCGAGAACCGUUUUGGUCCUGACAAAACUCAACGACAUGCCCCUUCACAUCACUAACUGUCCAAUCACGAUUAUUCUUCUUAGAUUUGAAAUCUUCCAACAAUGUCUGAUUCGAGUUACUGUGGUGCGACGUUGCUGAGGGCUUGGUCUCUCCACCACUACCAUUUGAUACUCCACUAUUUCGACUACCACUAUUUCGUCGACCUUUUCCACUUUUAUCUUUUCCACGGCCUCCUUGCGAUGACGUUAUGCCUUGGCGUUGUUUGUGUUUGUGUUGGUGUUGAUGUUGUGUUUCUGGGGCUUUCAUCCGUACUACACCGGGCCUCAUGAUGGCCACCGUUUGAGUACCAUCUUGAUGCCCACCAGGAGGUUGCCAGUAUGUAUAUGAUCCCCUCGAAUCAACAUUUUGUACAUGUCCAGGCGGUCCACCCCCUUGCACAGGAACAACCGAUAUGUAUUGCUGAUUAGGUGGUGGCGGAGGGACGCUACUGGGUACAGCUUGAUGUACAAUAUGAUGCCGUUGCGGAUGUGGAUGCUGAUGAUAUUGUAUUGUCGCAUAGCUAUACUGGGCAGGAGGUGGAGAUGCAGCGUUAAGGUAUAUAGUGUGACCAGAAGGAAGAACUUGGGGUUGGACGUGUGCUGGCAUUGGCUGCGAUUGAGAAGGGCUACCGUAUCGGCCUUCUGGUGGGUGUUGUCCAGGAUUGAGGGGUUGUGGUCUAGUUGGUCGAGGAUGAUACGCUACUGGUGCAUAGACAGAGCUUUGGACAUUGUCUUCUCCCUGCAUCCUAUCAAUAGGAUCAGACGGAUAUUGCGGAAUGGGCCUUGCCUGCGGUGCCAGUUACCAAAAAAAAACAGAAAAAAAUUAAUACAUCGAUAUGAUAGACAACGACAUUAUUGACGCGUUGCAAGUCUCUACCCGAAGUAGCAUACUCACUGUGUUAGUGUUCGACCGAUAGGAGGAAUCACCACCGUAGCCCAAGUUUAGUCGGCUCAUUGGAUCUGAUAGAUUAUCAUUAGCAGUUGCAUACGUCGGAUAAUCCAUCGAUCUUUGGUAACCACCACGGUUUCUACCAACGCGAUCAUUGUAAUAAUCGGGAUCUUCUCGUGUGUAUUGUGACGAUAGGGGAGACGUGGUCCUCGGUCGUUCCAGCAUGUGUGACAUAUGGUCACUUUGAAAAACUGGAGUUGAAUUUGCGUAUAAAGUAUCAGAAUCUAUUGCCUGGGGCACCUUCGGAGAAUCUUCUCGAAUCAAAUCCAUCAAUGUCUUCGCAGCUGGACGAACUGGUUUUACCCUUGUUGGCUGACCUAAUCCAAGUGAAUUGAGAACAUCUGAAGAAGAUCUUUGAUUGUCGCCAAUAACACCGGUCGAUGCCGGUCUUUGUUGCCCAAGUUGUAAUAUCUGUGACCGAUCCACAUAGAGGUCAUCGAAAUAUAAUUCAUUGCCAAUAGUAGUAGCGGGAGGAUUGGACUGGUUCGAAUGAGUGGGUGUUUCUUGUCUAUUUGUAAACCCUGGAGGAAGACCUACGGACAUUCGACUAUCAAAACUUGCUGUAGCAGAGUGUGGACGGACCAACUGUUCUCCUAUACUUUGUUGUCGGUUCUGUGAUCUUGAAAUUUGCCCUCCUAUAUUCACCAAUUGAGUGUUUGAUACGGAAGAAGACGAAAGAGCAUGGUUCCUUGCAUAUCCUGGUGUUACCGACUGUUGAUUUUGAUGUAGAUGUUGAUGCUCAUGUUGGUAACGGUGAUGAUUUUGUUGGUGAGGUAUUUCGGUGCUGUUGGAAUAUAAUUCUCGUGCACUGGGAAGAAUAGAAGUACCCAAGACGGACUACAGGACAAUAUUGAAAACGGAAAAGAAUACGGUGCAAGUCAUAUGAAUGAGAUUCGACUGGUUGUUGCAUGGAAAACACAAGGGAAUGAACAAGACUAAAGAAUUAUUUGUUGCAACUUACAUCCAACCCAUCGGUUCUGGUUCCCCUGCUUUCCGAUCGAAAGAGGAGACCCGUCUCGGGGGGUGGAGCAGAAGUCGAUCUCUCGAAUUCAGUAUAUGCGUCUACAGUCUGAUCGUAUUGAGCGUUCCGUGGAUCUACUUCCCAAGAAGAACCCUGCAUCUUGCGUGGGUCUAACACACUCCUGCUGCUCCGCAGACACCUUUUGUUGUUGUAUUGCCGUUAGUAAUGAAAAUGGAAAUAAAAUCAGUGCUGCUGUGUUCUCUGUCUAGUCGAAUCGCUCCUCUUCUCUUUCCCGAAACACUACGGAUCGUUUUCAAAAAAGUCGCUCUCUCGUUGUUGUGUGAUAACUUAUUGUUGGCGUUCCCUCGUUGUGCUGUGAUUGCGCUGUUGAUUGUUUUGAAUGUUAUUGCUUUUGGAUUGGUUGUUUCUAAAUCUGUGACUUGGUCGUUUGGUUUCUGGUUUACCUGUUUCGGUUGUUUUAUACUUCUAAAGACAAAGACUACUAGAGUUUAAUCCGUCAUUACAUCGUAUAAAAAGCUGUUCAUCAUUAAUCGUCUCGUCGCAGGUGUCGAGAGUGAGAAAUAAUGAUGCUUCAACAAGUCAGUAAAAUACAAGUUCUUCAACAAAGAUGUAUCGGCUACGUUCUCGCAACAACUAAAGAGGAUCCGGCGGUGAUUUUGACACUGGCGGGCACCUUUUUUAUUUGCGACCUGUUCAGCUCCAUAAAAAUUGUCUUCCCCUUUUCACUAGCAGAACAGAGGUGCCAAGGAAGUCGAACCUCGUGCGGAACUUUGUAUGUAUCGGUACGUACAGCAGUUCCGUGCGAACCCUAAAUGUCGGGAUGUCGUGAGUUAUCUACGACUCGGCUUUAUUUCUUAGUACUGUCAAAACGUUUGUACGUAGCGUAUAAACCCGAAUGACAGGUGCCUUUUUCAUCUGGAAAACAUAAUGAUCAUUACACAAGCUAAACGUGAGGAAUCUGUACGAACAUGUUCUCUGCGGAACCACCUGCUUGUCAUCAGGAAGAAAAUCAUGGUUGACGGACUCUCUAAAUACAAACACCGAUGGAAGGUCGAAUCACGCGUAGGCAGCAGAUUGUUUGAUUGGUGGUCCAAAAUAAAAACAAAUUCUGAGUUGUUCGAGGGACAGACACUUCAGUCAUAGUGUUGGGGGGAAAUAGUGGGGAACCAAGAAGAUUGGAUCAUGAUCAAAUUUCAACCCUUUUCAAAAACCAAAAACUGACCCAUCACUCAUCUUUUCCGGUUCUGUUUUCAUUUUCCCGGUGCAUUAACGUCAAAAUAGCAAUUGUUGUUGUAGUUUCUGCCGUCGAAAUACCAUCAACCCACAUAAAACCAGAGCCGAACAUCACAUCCAAGAUUUCUAAAAAUUCAUUGGAAAAUUUAAUGGAAGAAAUUGAAGAACUGCGAGAACGCAUCAAGCUUCUCGAGGAGGAAAAUGCGCGCCUUCGGCUCGAUCGUGAAAGUCGCCUUUCCCGUGAUGAUAAACGCCUCGAAGAGAAAGAGACUGUAUCAAUGGAAAUUGAAGGGAUUGCUGGUGCUUCUGAGGAGGGUGUCUACCAAGGAAGACUAAAGCCAGAUGAAAUCAAACGCUAUUCACGACAGCUGUUGUUGACAGGUGGAUUCGGUGUGGAAGGGCAACUCAAAUUGCUCAAGUCGAAAGUUUUGGUAGUAGGCGCUGGAGGGAUUGGAUCGACAGGUAAAGAACGGGAAGAAGUCGCUUGUCGUAUUCGCAUCAUGACUUCCGAGGCGUAAACUGAAAGUUGUUGCACAUGUUCUGGUUUAUUUUUCUAUCAUUUGUCGUAGUUAUAUUGUAUCUGUCAGCAUCCGGAAUUGGAAAUAUAUCCGUUGUGGACUUUGAUGAGGUAGAUUUAUCCAAUCUUCAUCGACAGAUCAUUCACAAGUCAAAGGAUGUCGGAUUGAACAAGGCAGAAUCGGCUCGCCGAGCGGUCGAGAGCCUGAAUCCGUCUGUAUUCUUCACCGUGGUUGACAAGCCCCUGACUAUCGACAACGCGCUUGGGUUGAUAUCUUCCAGCGACUGUGUUGUGGACGCAACCGACAACCCACAAACACGCUACAUUAUCAACGAUGCGUGCGUUAUUAGUGGAACACCUUUGGUAUCGGGCAGUGCCAUGGGUACAGAAGGGCAGCUUACAGUUUACAAUUACAAGGGAGGGCCUUGCUAUCGUUGUCUGUAUCCGACACCAAAUUUGAAGGAAGGUUCCAAAAGUUGUGCAGAUAACGGUGUUCUUGGUCCGGUCCCGGGUCUCAUUGGGAUUCUCCAAGCCCUCGAAGUCAUCAAAAUUAUUACUGAAACAAAGUAAGUAUUCAAAACUACUCUCUCUGUGCAUACGAAUUUCAUCAUGUUCCAUUUACUCACUUUGUCAUGUCCUCACUUUUUUUCAAGCGCCGUAAUGUCUGAGCGGCUCCUAAUGUAUGACUCUUUACAGUGCUCCUUUAUGCGAAUCAAAAAACCACCAAAACAACCACUAUGUCCCUCGUGUGGAACAGAGCCAACAAUCACGUCGAUGGAGGAGAGUUUUGCAGCUUCCGAAAUGGCACGAGGGCCGAGCUCUUGCUCCGUGACUAAAACUCGCCCAGAUCUUCCAGACGCUUUGUCUCUUUCGUGCGAAGAAUAUAGCCGCAUACGAGACAGAGGGGAUGAUCAUGUACUAGUGGAUGUCCGCGUUGAGGAACAAUUUGAGCUGUGUUCCUUGCCCGGUGCGAUAAACAUCCCUCUUCGAUCCAUACCACAAGAAAUGGAGAAGUUGUCGGAUCUUGCUGGCGGAGUCAAGCCAAUAUAUUGCAUUUGCCGCCGGGGGAUUGCUUCCGUAUCUGCAACCAACAUAAUAGUUGAAAACGUCAAGAAAUAUCCCAAAAUUUGUUCUAUCAAGAACAUUACUGGCGGUCUAGCGUAUUGGAGAACGAAGAUCGACGAAACAUUUCCAAGUUACUAGCCAAGUCCUACCGAAAACUUUAACAUUUUAAAUAUUAAUCCGAAUGAUUUAGUUUUCUUGUUCCAACUUCUUUUUGAAAUCUGCGUUUUGGCUAGAAAUAAAUGACUGGAAUUUAU
Molecule: messenger RNA, 5054 nt
Organism: Pseudo-nitzschia multistriata
Lineage: Eukaryota; Bacillariophyta; Bacillariophyceae; Bacillariales; Bacillariaceae
Source: the annotation of a GenBank genome assembly